AUGCCCGAAGCAGCAGUCAAGGCCGGCGGCGGUGCUGGCGCGAAGCAGCGCGCCAUCACAGUCGUCGACGAGCACGUCCUCACCCACCUCCGCACCAUCUACAACGCCCACGCGAGCGCAAACCCAGACAAGAAAUGGACGUCCACAGACAUUGCAUCGUUCCUCACCAACAUUCAAGGACACGACCCGUCCGAGACACUCCACCCCCAGACAGGCGACUUUGACUUCAACCAAUUCCUCGAAUACAUGACCUCCCCCCGCAGCAAGAUCACCAAGGACCCGCCUCCCACCGACCUCAGCUGGCCUCUGUCCAGUUACUUCAUCUCCUCAUCACACAACACCUAUCUCUCAGGGAACCAGCUGUCAAGCGAUAGUACAACUGAGAGCUACACCAACGUCCUGCUACGCGGAUGUCGAUGCGUAGAGGUCGACGUGUGGGAUGGCGAUGAUUCCGACUCAGAUAUGAGUAGUUCUGAUGAGGAGGAGCGGGCAAGGGCCUCGUCGUUACGCAAGAAGGAAUCGCAAAAGGGCGGCCUAAGCCGCUUUAGCUCCAUCAAGAAGCGGCUGCCAGGCUCGCUGUCUGCAAGACUGGAAAAGACAAGCAUCGGAAAGCGCCUAGAGGAUCGCGAGGCCAAGAAGGAGGGUGCGGCAGCGGUAAAUGACGAAGCCGAAACCACAGCGCCUCGCGCAUCGAUGCAGGAGGACGUGCUCGAAGUGGCCGUGGUCGAGCCAAGAGUGCUGCACGGAUAUACCCUCACAAAGGAGAUCACCUUUCGCGACGUUUGUGUGGCGAUUCGGGACAGCGCCUUCCAGGUGACGGACACGCCGCUCAUCGUCAGUCUCGAGGUGCACUGCUCGCCAGCGCAGCAGGCCAUCAUGGUCAGCAUUAUCAAGGAGAUCUGGGCCGACUACCUCGUCCCGGAACCAGAGUCCGAGCCGGACGUGCUGCCGUCCCCUGAGCAGCUCAAGUCCAAGAUCCUCGUCAAGGUCAAGUUUGCCGCUCCAGGUUCCUCUCCAGAACGCUCGGAAAGCGGCGGCGACGAUGACGACGACCGACUGCCAGCUGAAGACAAGAAGAACAAGAAGCCCUCCAAGAUCAUACAAGAACUUUCUCGUUUGGGCGUCUACACGCGGGGCAUAUCCUUCAAGGACUUCACCCAACCCGAAGCCACCAUGCCUACACACAUCUUCUCCCUUUCCGAGAAGAAGUUCCUCGAUAACCACGAGAACAGGAGCGUCGAGUUGUGGGAGCACAACAAGAGGUACUUGAUGAGGACGUAUCCAAAGGGAACAAGAAUCACUUCGUCGAACCUGAACCCGGCGCCGUUUUGGGGCUCCGGAUCCCAGGUCGUAGCAUUGAACUGGCAGCAAGUUGAUGAAGGCACCAUGCUAAACGAGGGCAUGUUUGCGGGCACGGGCGGAUACGUUCUCAAGCCAGAAGGCUAUCGCCAGGACCUGCCAGAUCGCCCCCAGAAAGCCAUCGCCACCAAGACGCUCAAGUCUCUGAGCAUCACGUUCCUCGCCGCCCAGCGCAUCCCCAUUCCUGCCGACGACAAAUCCGCCAAGGGCUUCGAGCCGUACGUCAAGGUCGAGCUGCACGUCGAUGGCUCCGAGGGCCAACGGGGUGGCCACAUUGCCAACGGCGGCCACGAGCGCGAGGGCGAGUACAAGGCACGCACCAAGACCCACGAGGGCGUCAACAUUGAUCUCAAGGGCGAAGUGGUCAAGUUCUCCGAGAUCAGCGGUCUUGUGGAGGAGCUGACCUUUGUGCGCUUCACCGUCCGAGACGACGAGAUUGUGCGUGACGACCUGGCUGCCUGGUGCUGUGUGCGGCUGGACAGGCUAGGCGAGGGGUAUCGCUUCGUCCACCUGUUGAACUCCAAGGCCGACUUGACGGAGGGUGUCAUCUUGGUCAAGGUGGAGAAGACGAUGGUGUAA
This is a messenger RNA of Emericellopsis atlantica, 1938 nucleotides long. Its product is annotated as phosphatidyl inositol-specific phospholipase C. Bases 1 to 1938 code for a protein of 645 amino acids. Gene Ontology annotation, biological process: phosphatidylinositol-mediated signaling; lipid metabolic process. The transcript has 2 exons. The record is from RefSeq and is a predicted model, not a curated record. NCBI's taxonomy places the organism in Eukaryota, Fungi, Ascomycota, Sordariomycetes, Hypocreales, Bionectriaceae. Gene Ontology annotation, molecular function: phosphatidylinositol-4,5-bisphosphate phospholipase C activity.